Messenger RNA from Cladocopium goreaui, 1197 nucleotides. NCBI's taxonomy places the organism in Eukaryota, Dinophyceae, Suessiales, Symbiodiniaceae. The record is from the annotation of a GenBank genome assembly.
GAAUUUCCUGCUUCGGACAGCCAGACCACAGUCCCUUGGACCAAUGACUCUCAGGACCAGGCCAGGCAAGCUACCCCAGUGCGAAGUGCUUCUGCGUAUUCACUUGAUGUGGUUCAGGGUUCCAAUCCCGACCAGCCGUUGGAGAUGGGAUCUCAGCCAGAGAAGAAAGCUAGGAUGGCCCAAAAGGAUGGUUUGCCAGCAGCCCGCAAAAGCGGAGGUGUUGCGAAACCAGAAGAACAGCUUGGGGUUCCUUUUCCUAAGACAUUUGCUGUUCCAAAGCCGUCAGCACCACCGCCGCCCAAGUCUGGUGCCCCUGUCCAACCUGCCCAGUCUAAGUCCCAGCCACUGCCUUCAGCCAUCCCCAAAGGUGCUGCACCAGUCAAGCGUGAGAUGCCCACGGAAGAUAGCACACCCAACAAGAAAGCAUCACCGCCUACAGCCAACAUCCCCGCUCCACCCAAAAUGCCAUCCCCCGCACCUCCCCCUGUGCCAUCGCAACAUGUGAAGAAAGAACAAGCAGGGCCAACAAGCAGACCUGUUGCCACAGCAGCCCGCGCCGCUACUGCACCCAGUGCUCCACCUGAGGGUGAGCAGAAUCAACCAGUGGCAGCGGAAGUAGCAAAGCAAGCACCAGCACCGGCACCGGCAGAGUCAAAGGCAAACGUGCAGACACCGCCACAAGCAAAGCCAGCGUCGCAAGCACAGCCAUCGUCGCAAGCAACGCCAGCGUCGCAAGCAACGCCAGCGUCGCAAGCAACGCCAGCGUCGCAAGCAAAGCAAGCGUCGCAAGCAAAGCCAGCACCGCCAGCAAAGCCGGCAACCGAAGCAGCAGCAGCAAAGCCAGCACCGCAAGCAAAACAAGUGGCAAUGCCUCCUCCACCUGCCCCUGCCCAAGCCUCUACUUUUCAGGUGGCUCCUGGUGCAGCGCCUUUGGAGACCCCCCAAGACUACAAAGCCAGGCAACAACAAUAUAUGGUCUUCAAAAGGCAGAUUGACAAAGACAUUCCCUCCCCGAGCAUCCCCGUUGAGUUUAUCACUGCUUGGAAAGAGGCUGUUGGAUCCAGGAGUCGAACAGCCAAAAACCAGUUGUUUCAGAAAUGGUGUGAAGCUGGCGGGAACUGGGGGUUGACACUUGGUUGCACACCUACUGCAUCUCAUCAAAUUCUGUAUGAUCAACAUAUGAUCAACAUUUUUUAG